This is a messenger RNA of Punica granatum (pomegranate), 5920 nucleotides long. The record is from RefSeq and is a predicted model, not a curated record. Lineage: Eukaryota; Viridiplantae; Streptophyta; Magnoliopsida; Myrtales; Lythraceae.
CUCUCUCUCUCAGCACUUUCCCAAAACCCCGCACGCCAUCUCCCUCUCUCUCUCUCUCUCUCUCUCUCUAGCUUCCUCUUCUGACCAUCUUCUAGAGAGAGAAAGGGUAGAGGAGCCUCCUCCAUUUCCAAUUUCCCCCCAAAUUCUCACAAUCUCCUGCUGGGAAUCUCCUUCUUCUCUCCCCAUUUCGUGACCUAGAGCCGCGGAUCUCCUUUUAAUUGCUGCGGAGGAGCUCGAUCGAUGGCGAUGGCGAUGGCGUCCGAGGGCUGUGCGGUUGCGCGUCCGUGCUGACGGUAGAUGGAUUUCAUUGGCAGAACCGUGAAGAAGGCGUUCCGGGGUUUCGGUACUUUCUCUGGGACGGUCAAAUCGUACGACGCGUCCUCCAGGUUCUUCAAGGUCGUCUACGAGGACGGUGAUUCCGAGGAGCUGGAGCUUUCUGAGCUGGUCUCGCUCUUCCAGGAGCCGCAGAGGAGGAAGCGGAUGGCCCGCGCGAGGUCAGGUAAUGUGUGCGGUGACUCGGCGGAUGGUUUUAGUUUGAGGGGUGCUGAUUCCGAUGAAUAUUCAGGCGAGGGAGGCGGGGAUGCGGGGUUUAAGGGGGAUUUGAGGGGAGGUAUUAAUCUGAAUGUAGCGGUCGAGGAGGCUGUGGAGUUGAAUUUAAGGGAUGCUGCUGUUUGCAAUGGGCACGUCCGGGGAGGGUUUGAUUUGAACUCUGGUUUGGAUUUGAAUGAGGGGUUUACCUUGAACGAUGGGGUUCAUUUGAGCCCUGAAGCUGGGGGGAAUUCCGGGAAGCAUAGUGGGAUUGAUCUGAAUUUGGAUGCAACCAGCGAUUUGGAUGACAAUUCAAGGCAGGAUGAUGUUUCGGAAAGGAAAGAAUGUCUCUUUGAUUUGAACUUAGGAAUCGAUAGUGAGAUGGAGGAUGCUGAGAUUGGUGCUGGUGGACAGUUAGGGCAAGCCACUUCGCUUCUGUCUGUUGAUGAUAACAAUGAAGAGGUUGCUGUAGACGUGGAGGUGAAAUUCAUGGAUGGUUAUAUUGCUGAGAGAACUUUGAAUGAGGUUAAGUCGGAGGUAGGUGACCUAACUAGAGUACGAAAAAUUACCAGUUCUGGUGAUCUCGCAUGUGAAGAUUCAAAUUUGGUUCCGGUUGAGGUUCUUUGUGGAGAUAUAAUGGAUAAUGGCCCAACCAGAGUUUUGGAUGCCAUUGAUGAUCAGAUGCAUUCUUUGCCUCACAGUGAUGGUGUCCGAGAGCCUAGUGAUGCCCCAAAGAAUGUGAAUCAGAGUGAUUUGGGAAGCGCAUAUAGACGAACAAGUGGCCGGAGAAGGAAAAGAAAAGAGAUGGAUAGGACUCCUGAGACGGUACUGAGAAGAAGCGCUCGGAGAGUAUCUUCCAAGAAUCAAGACGUUCACACUGUCAAAUCAGCAGCAUUCAGUGAUCGGACCUCUUGUAAAUCAGCCGCAGUCAGUGAUCGGGCCUCUUUAAAAUCAUCAGCAGUCAGUGAUCGGGCCUCUUCUCCUGCCGUGAGUGUGAUAACAGAAGAGAAACCGGAAGAUAUUAGUGCUACGCCGCCAAAAUUGGAUUUACCUCCUUCUUCCAGAACCCUUGAUUUAGAUGGGAUUUCCAUUUUUGAUGUUUUUUCUGUUUAUUCUUGUCUGAGAUCAUUUAGUACACUGCUAUUUUUGAGUCCCUUUGAUUUGGAGGAUUUCAUUUCUGCCAUAAGGUCAGAGAGUCCAAAUACAUUAUUUGAUUGCAUUCAUGUAUCCCUUCUGCAAACCUUGAGGAAGCAUUUGGAGCAUCUCUCCAGUGAAGGUUCUGCAUCAGCUUUGCAUUGCUUGAGGAGCCUGAAUUGGGAUUUGCUUGACUUGAUAACGUGGCCCCAAUUUUUGGUUGAGUAUCUAUUAUUGCAUGGUUCUGGGAUGAAACUCUCUGAACUCAGUUCAUUGAAAUUAUUGGCGAGUGAUUACUGUAAACAAUCUGCCUCUGUGAAACUCGACAUACUUAACUGUUUGUGCGAUGAAGUGAUUGAAGCGGAAGUCAUAAGGUCAGAGCUCAGUGCUAGAACUUUGGGUGCUGAACCUGACAUGGAAUUUGACCGGAGUGUGAGUGUAAAACCUACCAGGAAAAGGAGAGCUGCGGUGGGCAAUUCUGGUAGAGCUUAUUAUCCUGACGAGCUCACUGAUGAUACUGCUGAUUGGAACAGUGAUGAGUGCUGCCUUUGUAAGAUGGAUGGUAGUUUAAUAUGCUGUGACGGUUGCCCUGCUGCAUACCAUUCAAGGUGUGUUGCAAUUGUUAGUGAUCUUCUGCCAGAAGGUGACUGGUACUGCCCUGAGUGUGUUAUUGAGAGAAGUAAGUCUCAGAUGAAACAACGUAGACCAGUUCGCGGGGCAGAGUUAUUGGGGUCGGAUCCUUACAACCGGCUAUACUUUAGCUGUUGUGGCUAUCUCUUAGUGUCAGAUUCAUGUGAGGCUGAGGUGUCUUACAAAUUUUACCACAAAAAUGAGCUCACUUCAGUAAUUGAAGUGUUGAAGUCAUCAGAACAUUAUUCCGAUCUCUUGAAGGCCAUCUACAAGCAAUGGGAUGUUUCUGGUGGCCUGGGUGGAGCUAUAAGUGAUGUGGAUUCCGUGAAGUGUAUUGCUCAGAAGAAGAUACUCUCUAAGAGAGACCGUCCUGCCUCUUCCCCAGUGGCUGUGCCUAAUCCAUUAGCAUGCGGAGAUAUAUGUGAUGCUGAGGAUGAGAAGACAUUAGAGAAAGAUUCUGUUGUUGGAGUUCCAACUGGUUUGGAUGCUGGCAGAUUUGCGAGAGAUCCAGCAAGUGGGAUGGAGACUUUGUAUGUAAGAUCGGAAGGCUCUGCUGUAAUUACAGCGACUUCAGGAUCACAAAUGAGGGACGGGGAUCUGGCACCUAUUCCAUCUGCAGUCAAACAAGAUAACAUAUCACCUAUAGCUCCCAGUGAUGCUUCUCUGACAUUGGAAACUGUGAGAGAGGAUGAAUCAGAGGAUCAGCGUGGAACUGGUUAUAUGAACUACUACGGUUUUGGGAGAGUGGCUGCAUCUGUUGUUGAAGAGUUACUUGAGAACGUUAAAUUAAAUAAAGAUUUGUUACUAUCGGAUGAGGGGACAAUGUCACAACAGAUGAGAACAAUUUCAAAGAAUGUUGACAGGUUUUACUGGCCAAAUGACAAAAGUGUUGCUGCACAAAAAGAAAAAUGUGGAUGGUGCUUCUCUUGCAGAACUUUUGCUGAUGAUAUUGAGUGCUUAUUCAACACGUACAUGGGGACAGUCUAUGAAGGAUCUGAAAGUGACUUGGCUAUCCUUCAAUCAGCAGGGAAAAAAGACAGCCACUUCAUAGGGGUUGCUUGUGGAAUGCUCUCCAUAGAAUAUCGGUUGCGUGGGCUUUUGUUGGGUCCAUGGGUAAAUUCACAGUAUAGCAACAAAUGGCGAAUAAGUGUUCUUGAGGCAUCAGAUUUAGCUGCUUUAAAGUCUUUGCUGCUUAAGUUAGCGUCAAAUUUGCACCAACUUGCAAUUUCAGAAGAGUGGACGAAAUAUGAGGAUUCUGCUUUAGUUCUCGGUUCAGCUUCUCAUGUUGUGACAAGUUCUACAUCUGCAUCUUCAAAGCCUGGUCCUGGCAGAAAAAGGGGCAGGUUCUCUGAUCCUGAUUCCAAACCCUCAUCAAGUGCUUCUUCUGGACCGGGAAUGUUCUGUUGGAGAGGUGGUCGGCUGUCUUGUCGCCUAUUCAGUUGGAAGGUUGUCCCUCGAUCUUUAGUUUCCAAGGCUGCCAGAGAAGGUGGGAGCAGGAAGAUCCUGGGCAUUUUAUAUCCUGAGAAUUCUGAUUUUGCAAGGAGGAGUAGAUAUCUUGCAUGGCAGGCUGCUGUUGAGUCGUCAACAAGUAUCUCACAGCUUGCUCUCCAGGUUAGAGAGUUUGACUCAAAUAUUAAGUGGGAUGAUAUUGAAAACACAGACUGUCUUUGCAAGAUGGACAAAGAACUCAGAAAGUCGCUUAGGGCAUUUAAGAAAGUUAUCAUACGCAGGAAAGUUUUAGAGGCUGAUGGAGCAAAAUAUCUUCUCGAUUUUGGCAAGAGAAGAGUCAUCCCAGAAGUUGUGGUGAGACAUGGGUCUGUCAUCAAGGAAGGCUCUAGUGAGCGGAAGAAGUAUUGGCUGAAUGAGGCUCUUCUACCCCUGCAUAUCUUGAAAAGUUAUGAAGAGAAAAGAAUUGCUCGGGUCUCAAAUAAGAGUUCCUUGAAAGCCAGUGAAGCUGGUGAUACAAAGAAGAAGAAGCAUGCAAAGAAGAUGACUUCUCCAAAUCUGCUUGAGGCUGGUGUAAGAAGAAAGAAGUUCUCCAGGGAAACUGGUUUUGAUUAUCUAUUCUUGAGAGCAGAAAGAGCAGAAUACAGUCAGUGCGGGCAUUGUAAGAAAGAUGUUCCGAUAAGGGAAGCUGUUACUUGCCAAUUUUGCAAAGGCUUUUUCCAUAAGUGGCACGCCAAAAAGUCUGGCAGAGCUGUUGCUGCGAACUGCACAUAUGCGUGCUACCUAUGCCAGCAGGACAAUGCUGUGAAGAACACCACUGAAAGGACUGGCGAAGGCCAUGAAGAAGCUGGUCCGUUUAAGGGCAAAGUUGGGAAAGGCAACCAGAAAGCAAAGUUCAUCACAGAUAGAGCAAAAUCACAGCCACAGAAUUACAAAAGGUCCCUUGCGAAGAGCAGGCUUGUGAAAUUACGUGGCAAAAGAGCCAAGAUCGGUAAGAAACUGGGUCAAUCAACAAAGGGUAAAGAAGUUUCAGAGGAGCUUCCUCUCCGUCGUUCAGCUAGGCAGGCAGCCAAGUACGUGGCAGUGCAAAGGAAGAUCCGCAAAGGACGCAAGAAGGGAAAACCGAAAAAGUCCAAAAGAGGAGCCCCCAAGAGAAAGAAGAAUGAAAAAUCAUGCCAAAGGAAGAGAACACAGGCAUGUUAUAGUUACUGGCUCAAUGGUCUCCAUUUAUCCCGAGCCGCGGAUGAUAAAAGGGUAACAAAUUUUAGAAAGAAAAGCAUAUUUUCUCCUUAUGAUCAUUCAACCGCUGCUAGGCGUGAUAAAGUGAAGUGCAGCCUCUGCGGUGAAGGUAGCCGCACCUCAAAGUCUAGUUACAUUGCCUGCGAAAUCUGCGGAGGGUGGUACCAUGGAGACGCAUUCGGGCUCGACCUUGAGAAAAUGCAGCGGGUGAUGGGGUUCAGGUGCCGUGUGUGCCGUGGGAAAAGUCCCCCGGUCUGUCCCUGGCAAUCACAUUUCCCUGGCGUGCAGAACAUUUCUAUAGUCGAGUUGUGUGUGGAUGUUAAUGGGCAGGAGGACGACUCGUCACUUCGAUCAAAAUCAAACUUGGAAGCUGAAGAAGGAUUACCCAUGAGUAAGAAGCAGAGGACUUCUCCAUCUCAGGGCUGAGCAUUGAUCGAAGACGUAGAUAGAUCAUUCAUUGUAUUGAUUACCCAAAGAAAGCAUCAGGGUAUCCCUUCUCUGUCUUCAGUGAUGCGGGAGGGACAGAGCCAAGAUCUCUGACUGUAGCUGUUGCUGACUCUGACGUUGUCGACUCUACUCCUCAGCGUUGCGGGCACUAAGCGGCUUUGAUUAGGACACAGGUAACUGGAAAAUGUAUAGAUGGGAUAAGCUGGGGAGCCUAUUAACAUAGUUGUAUUUGCGGUCGAACUGUGGUGUAGGUUUAGGAUUAAUAUCUGUAAAGUAUCGACAAAUAUGCAGUGGAUGAUAUUUGUGGCAGUUUAGGACGAUUCGUUUUACAUUAGAUGGGAAAAAAAGAGAAUAAUAUUUGUUUGUUGAAGGGGAUUCAUGUUGAGUGGAUAGGAGGUUUGGCCUGUAUGAAGUUGGGUGAUUGAUCGGAUUUUUUUCUGAACCUUCACUUCUGCCUGCCUUUAAAAAGUCUCGAUGCGUGAUGAGCCUUCUCUUA